Messenger RNA from Pelodiscus sinensis (Chinese soft-shelled turtle), 1289 nucleotides. NCBI's taxonomy places the organism in Eukaryota, Metazoa, Chordata, Testudines, Trionychidae. The record is from RefSeq and is a predicted model, not a curated record.
AUGAAGACGCUUCUCCUCUGCUGCCUCCUCUGGGCCCUGCUGGAGACAGGGACCUGUGUUUCCUGUGAGGUCUGCCAGAAUAAGGGUGACAGCUGCACGGGCCCGGUGCAAGUCUGCAGCAAGGAACUGGAUUCCUGUGGGAUCAUGAAAACAGAAUCCAUACUAGGGGAGAAGAGCCUGUCCUUUGAGAAGGCCUGCGUGUCCUCCAGCCUGUGCAACCUUGGGCCUCUCUACAUGAAAUUUGGGAACGGGAUCUCCAUAAGCAGGAACGUCGCCUGCUGUGUCGGGGAGGCCUGCAAAACAGCCACUGUUAGCGUGCCCCCGGCUAACACCACCCUGAACGGCCGGCGCUGCCCAGCCUGCUUCUCUAUGUUCUCCCAUCACUGCAAUGAAGAGAUCAUCGACUGCACAGGCUCCCAGACCCACUGCCUGCAUGUCAGCGGCACAGUGAAAAGAGGUGAGACAAGUAUAAAGACCACCAUGAAAGGCUGCGCCAGUGAGUCCAUCUGCACUAAUAUUCAGCAGUUGAAAGGGGCCAUCGUGGAGUUUGAUGUGGAUUUCACCACGGCCAAAUGCAGACCAGCCUCCUCCCGCGUGGCCACUGUGGCUCCAGAAGCAGGCAGACUCGUCCUCCCAGCCCUCCUUGCCGUCCUGCUGGUGAACGGCCUCUCCUGAUCCCCCCUCCUGCGGCACAGCCCCCCUGCUCUGGGGAGCCGCGCCGCUGUGGCAGGGCUCGGAUUCACUGUCCUUGGAACGGGAUUAACAGAAUAAAACAGACACAAGAAAACUGGAUGGGAGCAGGUGUCUGGGUGAGUGUGUGUCUGGGAGGGGGAUGGAGGAGGGGACUUGGAUCGUGUGUGUGUGUGGGGGGGGCAGAUUCUUGGAUCAUGUGUGUGUCUGUAAUAGCAGAUCUCGGAUAUUGUGUGUCUUCCUGUGUGUGGUAAUGAAUGUUUGACUCUGUGGCUAUGUCUAGACUGCAGGCUUGUUUUGGAAAAAGGUUUUCCGGAAGAGAUUUUCUGGAAAAACUUCUUCUGAAAGGGAGCAGCCACACUGCCAAAGCACAUCGCAAAAGCGAUCUGCUUUCUCGACAGAUCGUGUGCACACUGAAUGGACGCUGUCUCGCAUGUAAAUUGUGGUUACUGUGGGUGGAGUGGCUGACAGGGCGCCUGUGCUUUUCCCUGUUUCCUCUUGUUGCGAAAGAAUUCCCUCUUCCUCCUCUGCACGGGCCUUUUUCCAGAAGAGCGCUUUCAGAAACAGGCUUCUUCCUCAUAGAAUGAGGAUUAGCGAUG